Messenger RNA from Saxophila tyrrhenica, 1143 nucleotides. RefSeq lists its product as uncharacterized. Lineage: Eukaryota; Fungi; Ascomycota; Dothideomycetes; Mycosphaerellales; Extremaceae. The coding region runs from base 1 to 1143 and encodes 380 amino acids. The transcript has a single exon. The record is from RefSeq and is a predicted model, not a curated record.
AUGAGCCUGCAUGGACAGCUUGGACUGCACGACCAGAAGGUUCUUGACGGGCAUGCAUGGGGAGUGCAAGAAGCUUUGGCCGCGAGAGACGUCUCUGUGCCUUCUGCCUUGCGCGUGUCUCACCUAGAACAUGGAGUAUACCACUUUUUGACGUAUACAAAAGGCGACUGCGUUACCGCUGGCCUGGCGGAUAUACUAUGGCAUCGCGGCUUCCGAGAUGUGGAAAUGCGCGACGUGGAUGGCAGGAAGCCCAUAGACUUUGUCUACAGGUUGCUACGGUGGACGGAUGAUGUUUCCCGGCAACUCAACGAACACACCAGGCUGGCCACAUGGCUGCUGCACAAGUGUGCAUCACAAGGUGGAGAUCCAACUUUGCGCGACUGCAGAGAAAUUCUCGCGGCAAGUCUGGGCUGGCUCGCGGGCGAUAUCUACGGCUACGAGAUGGAAUAUGGCCGCUUUUCUAUUGAUAGCACUGGAUUUCAUCAGAAAGGCGCUCUCGACGAACAGACUCAGCUCUUCAUGGAGAGGAUCUUCGACCUUGACCAGCAGACUUCUCACACAGAGUGUGCGUGUCCAUGCUCAGUUGGAGGAUGCGCCGCGAUUGACCGCUUCUUCCGAGUAGAUGGACGAGGUGGCGGCGAGAGGGAGAUAGGCUCAUCGUCAAAGUCGGCGAGAAGAGUGUGGUUCCUGGGUCAGCUUCUCGACCAGGAAUCAGAAUGUUGGACCAAACUCGUACUACGAAUCAUCCGUGCUGUCGCGUUCAACGACUUCGGCCUCGACCAUACUUGUUUCAGCAUCUCUUGGUGGCAGGUAACUGACUAUUUCCCUGAGUGGGAUGGGGAGCUACUUGAUAAACAUCGGCCAACGCGGAUUGAGCGGUUCGAGAGGUUGCUUCCCAAGCUACUGUCGACGUACGAGACUUCUAGAAUGGACCUCGCGGUGUGGGUGGAUGGGCCGAUGCAAGACUUGAUCAAGCAAGCUCUACGCGCGGAGAGAUACCCGAAAGAAGUCUACGAGAUCACGGGAAUUGUGCUCGAAGAGGUCGAAGACGACGAUGAUGAGGAUAGCGUUGACGGAGCUGAAGAAUGUUCUCUGGGGACGACCGACGCUGAGAGCGAUAGUGAUGGCUCCAGCGAAGGCUAG